AUGAUGUCCAUGAACAGCAAGCAGCCAGCCUUCGGCAUGCACCAUUCCCUACCUGAGCACAAGUACACUUCGCUGCACUCCAGCUCGGAAGCAAUAAGGAGAGCCUGUCUGCCAACGCCGCCGUUGCAGAACAAUAUCUUCGCCAGUCUGGAUGAAACUUUACUCGCCCGCGCCGAGGCUCUGGCGGCCGUGGAUAUCGCGGUGGCCCAGGGCAAGAGCCACCCGUUCAAGCCGGAUGCCACUUAUCACACCAUGAACACCGUGCCAUGCACUUCUACCUCGACAGUGCCGCUCCCGCACCCCUCAGCCCUGUCCUCCCACCACCACCAUCACCACCACCACCACCACCAGCCGCACCAAAGUUUGGAUCCCGGGGAACUCCUCGAUCACAUCAACUCGUCCUCCCUGACACUGGCCGGGGCCAUGGCCGUAGGACCUGGUUGCCACGACGGCGGCGGCGUUGUCUCCACCUCUUCCCACUCUCACGCAGCGCACAUGCACAGCCUGGGUCCCCUCCAUCACCACCAAGCCACCAUGAACAUGACCCCUCACCCCCACGGGCUGGUCGGGCACGGGGGUGUCUCUGGGAUCCCCUCGCUCAACGACGUGGAUGCAGAUCCCCGGGAGCUGGAAGCUUUCGCCGAGAGGUUCAAACAGCGGAGAAUCAAACUCGGAGUGACCCAGGCCGACGUGGGCAUGGCUUUAGCCAACCUGAAGAUCCCCGGGGUGGGCUCCCUCAGCCAGAGCACCAUCUGCAGGUUCGAGUCCUUGACUUUGUCGCACAACAACAUGAUCGCCCUCAAGCCCAUCCUCCAAGCCUGGCUGGAGGAGGCGGAGGGAGCUCACAGGGAAAAAAUGAAUAAGCCCGAUAUCUUCAACGGCGGCGAGAAGAAAAGGAAAAGAACCUCCAUCGCCGCCCCCGAGAAGCGAUCCCUGGAAGCGUAUUUCGCUGUUCAGCCGAGACCAUCGUCGGAGAAGAUCGCGGCCAUAGCUGAGAAACUGGACCUCAAAAAGAACGUUGUCCGGGUAUGGUUUUGCAAUCAGAGACAGAAGCAGAAAAGGAUGAAAUUUUCAGCAAGUCACUAGUUGGAGGAGAAGAAACGGGAUCCCUUU
This is a messenger RNA of Callorhinchus milii (elephant shark), 1113 nucleotides long. RefSeq names its product POU class 4 homeobox 1 (gene pou4f1). The coding region runs from base 1 to 1086 and encodes 361 amino acids. The record is from RefSeq and is a predicted model, not a curated record. Gene Ontology annotation, molecular function: RNA polymerase II cis-regulatory region sequence-specific DNA binding; DNA-binding transcription factor activity, RNA polymerase II-specific. NCBI's taxonomy places the organism in Eukaryota, Metazoa, Chordata, Chondrichthyes, Chimaeriformes, Callorhinchidae. The transcript has 2 exons. Gene Ontology annotation, biological process: regulation of transcription by RNA polymerase II.